Xenopus laevis (African clawed frog) is the source of this 3997-nucleotide messenger RNA. RefSeq names its product trafficking protein particle complex subunit 9 L homeolog (gene trappc9.L). The record is from RefSeq and is marked provisional. Gene Ontology annotation, cellular component: endoplasmic reticulum; trans-Golgi network; Golgi apparatus. NCBI's taxonomy places the organism in Eukaryota, Metazoa, Chordata, Amphibia, Anura, Pipidae.
UGUGGAAUAAGCCGCUGCGGACGCUUUAAAUAGACUCCAAGCCGGCUGACGUUACGACUAUCCCGUGUUGAAGCUGCAGUAAGUCAGGGCGAGAUUUCCACAUGCUGUGUGUGAGGAUUGGUGCAGCAAUUCUCCAGUGUUGUAAUCUCAGAUUAAAUUAACGAUGAGCGCCCCUGAUUAUAUGCAAUGUGCAGAGGACCAUCAGACCCUCCUCGUCGUGGUGCAGCCCGUCGGCGUCAUCAAGAAUGAGAAUUUCUUCAAGAUCUAUAACCGUGUCUCCUCCGUGUGUCAGGUUAACCCUAUGAACACUCAACGAUUGCUGUCUAUCCGAUACCGACACCAGUACCCAGUUGACAACAAUGAGUGGGGAGACUUCCAGACUCACCGUAAAGUGGUCGGCCUUAUUUGUAUUGCAGAAUGCACCUCCGCCAGGGACUUACCUCACACCAUCUUGAAGUUUGAGCAGCAGAAGGAAGCCUACAGUUCUACUCUGUAUGACUCGCGGCUGUUCCUUUUUGGGUUUCAGGGCGAGAUGGCGGAUCAGAGCCGCAUUGAUGUAGCUUCCUAUCCCAGCUAUGAUAACUGUGCUGCUGUGGACAAGCGGGUGGAGGAUUUUAUUCAGUCUCUCUUUAUUGUACUGGAAAGCAAACGUCUAGACAGGACCAGUGAGAAAUCUGGGGAGAAGAUCCCUUUGCUGUAUGUCCCAUAUGAGAAGAAGGACUUUGUUGGGUUGGACCCAGAUAGCAGGCACUACAAGAAGCGAUGCCAAGGGCGUAUGCGCAAGCACGUGGGAGACCUGUGCCUGCAGGCGGGGAUGUUACAGGAUGCCCUGGUGCAUUACCAUAUGGCUGUGGAGCUGCUACGGGCCGUUAAUGACUUUGUCUGGCUUGGAGCUGCCCUGGAAGGUCUGUGCUCUGCGUCUGUUAUCCACCAUUACCCCGGGGGCACAGGAGGAAAGGCUGGAACUCAAUUGCGGCAGAGUGUCACAAUGUCUGCUGAUUCGUUCAAGAGACACCGCCCAGGUGCACAGGAAGUUCUCAUUGACCCAGGUGCUCUGUCGACUAAUGGGAUCAAUAUGGAUGCCAGCACUGAGAUUGGUCGUGCCAAAAAUUGUCUGAGUCCUGACGAUAUCAUUGAGAAAUACAAAGAGGCCAUCUCUUACUAUGGGAAGUCUAAGGCCGCGGGGGUGAUUGAGCUGGAAGCCUGUGUGAAGGCCGUUCGUGUGUUGGCCAUACAGAAAAAGAGCAUGGAUGCCUCAGAGUUCCUACAGAAUGUAGUGUACAUCAAUUUGCGCCAGCUUUCUGAAGAAGAGAAGAUUCAGCGUUACAGUGUUCUCUCUGAACUGUAUGAACUCAUCGGCUUCCACCGUAAAUCUGCCUUCUUCAAACGUGUUGCUGCAAUGCAGUGUGUGGCCCCAAGUAUUGUAGAGCCCGGAUGGAAGGCCUGCUAUAAACUACUGCUGGAGACACUGCCGGGGUACAGCUUGUCCCUGGACCCCAAGGACUUUAGUAAAGGAACACACAAGGGAUGGGCUGCUGUGCAGAUGCGCCUUCUCCAUGAGCUCGUGUAUGCUUCUCGUAGAAUGGGGAACCCUGCCCUGGCCGUACGCCAUCUUUCUUUUCUUCUGCAAACCAUGUUGGACUUUCUGUCGGACCAAGAGAAGAAAGAUGUGGCUCAGAGCCUGGAGAGUUACACCUCAAAAUGCCCUGGCACUAUGGAUCCCAUUACAUUACCAGAGGGGCUUGUUUUGCCCCCAGUUCCUUUCACCAAACUGCCCAUUGUCAGAUCUGUGAAACUUCUGGACCUCCCGGUCAUUCUGAGGCCGCAGAAGGUGAAAAACCUGUUGGGUCAGAAGCUUUCCACCAAGAGCCCCUUCAUCUACUCCCCAAUUAUUGCUCACAACCGCAGUGAGGAGAAGAACAAGAAGAUAGAUUUCCAGUGGGUACAAGGUGAUGUGUGUGAAGUUCAGUUGAUGGUCUACAAUCCCAUGCCCUUUGAACUGAGAGUUGAGACAAUGGGUCUCCUGACGAGUGGAGUCGAGUUUGAAUACCUCCCGGCGGCCCUUUCCCUUCCCGCAGAGUCCGGCCUCUAUCCUGUCACAUUAGUUGGCGUUCCCAGAACCACCGGGCAGAUCACAGUCAAUGGAUAUCACACAUCAGUUUGUGGAGUAUACAGUGACUGUCUUCUUGAUAACCUUCCGGGCCUUAAAAACAACGGCUGCACAGUGGAAGUCAUUCCUGCAUUGCCCAGGCUUCAGAUCAGCACUUCCCUACCCAGGUCGGCUCAUGUGCUCCAGCCAUCUUCAGGAGACGAAGUCUCGACCCACGUUUCCGUUCAGCUGUACAAUGGCGAGACACAAAAGGUUAUAAUAAAACUAGAAAACAUCGGGGCAGAGCCCCUCGAGAAACUGGAAGUGACUUCAAAAACAGUCAACACCAAAGAAAAGUUCUACGGCGACUUCCUGAGCUGGGACCUAGAGCCGACACUGUCCCAAUUCCCUCUGAAACCUGGAAAUACGGCCACUUUAACGGUCUACAUCAAGGUCAAGCUAGACUUCUCCUGCCAAGAGAACCUUCUGCAAGAUCUCAGCGAUGACGGGAUCAGCGUCAGCGGCCUCCAGAUUUCCAGCCCUUUCCGACAUGUUUCCAAACCCAGAGUGGAGACUAAACCAGUCAACCAAUCAGACAGCAAGAGCAGCGAUUUCAGCCACGUAAAGACACUGGAAGGAAUUCUAAACUUUAAGUACUCCGGAGGCCCAGGGCAUGUGGAAGGAUACUACAGGAACCUGUCUCUUGGCCUUCAUGUGGAUGUGGAACCUUCAGUGUUUUUCACCCGUGUCAGUACCCUACCUGCAACAAGCACAAGGCAGUGCCACCUACUCUUUGAUGUCUUCAACUCAACGGAGCAUGAGCUCACUAUUAAUGCCAAGGACAACCAGGAACUCAUUCUUCAUGCUGGAGAGUGCCAAAGAAUGGCCAUUCAGGUGGAUAAAUUCAACUUUGAGGGCAUUUCGGAUGCGCCUAGUGAAAAGCAGAACUACCACAACAUGAAGGAGAUAGAAGAAGAGAGACAACAUUCCAAAGGCUUGGAGAUCAACAGCAAGUUGGGCAUUCGCUGGAAAAUCCCGACCCUGAAGCGAGAAGGAGAGGCAAGUGUAGAAGGAGUGUUAAACCAGCUGGUUCUCGAGCAUCUCCAACUGGCUCCUCUGCAGUGGGAUGUGCUGGUCGAUGGGAAACCCUGUGACUGCGAUGCGAUUGCCGACUGCAAAGUGGGGGAUCCAAUUCACCUCGAGGUGCGACUGACUAACUGCAGCAAGAAUGCGGUCGGCCCCUUUGCUCUGACAGUCAUUCCUUACCAGGACUAUCAGAAUGGUGUCCAUAACCAUGAGCUGCAGGAUAUAGUCACAUUUGUGGGAUCCAAUACGUUCUACAUUGGAGCAGUGCAGCCAAUGGAUCGUUCUGUGUGCUUCGGAGCUCUGCUUUUCCUCUACACUGGAGAUUUUUAUCUGGACAUCAAAUUUCAGGACGAUAACUCCAACAGAGAACUCCCUUUGUCUUGGUUCUGCCUCCCCAGCGUCCAUAUCCGUGCCAUAGACACCCUCAAUGAAACCAAAUUCUGAUACCCUACUGGUGCCGUUGUUUUCUUAUGUUUUUUGGGAGUCCUGUUGCUAAACUGAUGGAAGAAAUAUUGCGCCCUCCAACAAUAGAGCCUUUCCGCCUGAUUAAAACUUUUUAUUUAACCUCUAGAUCGUCACCUAGCACUUCCACUUCACAACCCUAUUCCUUUACUAUACAAUAACCCAACUCAUUGGAAAUAUUCUCCUUCAACAAAAAAAAAGGACAUUGGGAUUUUGUAUGGUAGAUAAUGCUAAGCAAUCACAGUCUGGUUGACGUCAACCUUGUAGUGUUGUUGAAUUAAUCAUCUGGGGUUGGGAUCAUUUGGGAAAUGAAUGAUGUUACUAUGGAAUGGGCAGGGAUAAUAAAGUUACAGUACUGUA